Molecule: messenger RNA, 282 nt
Organism: Cotesia congregata
Lineage: Eukaryota; Metazoa; Arthropoda; Insecta; Hymenoptera; Braconidae
Source: the annotation of a GenBank genome assembly
AUGGAAAAUAUUCUAAAUGAGGUUGUGUCGUCAGAAGACUUGAAAAAAUUUGAAAAAAUUUACAACGAACAGCUGACAACCUCACAAGUAACUCAAAAAGCACAAUUUGAGUACGCAUGGUGCCUGGUGAGAAGUAGAUACCCUGCGGAUGUUAGAAAAGGAAUUGUUUUGUUGGAAGAUUUAGGGUCUACUUGGAAUGGCAGUAGCUGGUGGAGUAAUUGUUGGACUAGCAAGUAUUCUUGGUCUUGGUAUCGCAAUGGCAAAGAAAUCUUAGCCAAAUGA